CAUCAGCAGGCGCGCCCCAGGACUGACGGACUCGUCGUUAUCCCCGCCUGCAAUCCCGGCGCCGCGCGCGAUUGGCUGUCGCCGCCGAGAGUCCUCCGUGCAGGGCCUGGGCGGCACGGACGAGGCCUGAGGCGGCGGCGCGAAACAGCAUGGUCUGAGACAGUGAACAUGGACUUUUCUCGACUGCACACGUAUACCCCACCCCAGUGUGUGCCGGAGAACACCGGCUACACCUACGCACUCAGUUCUAGUUACUCGUCUGAUGCUCUGGACUUUGAGGCUGAGCACAAGUUGGAUCCUGUGUUUGAUUCCCCGAGGAUGUCCCGCCGUAGUUUGCGUCUGAUUGCAACAACAUACAGCAGUGGGGACAGCCAGGCUGUAGACACCCAUGUCUGCACCAGCAGGGCCUCCCCCACCAGGGAGAGAGCCUCUAGGACAGUGAAACAGCACAGAGCUUCAAGCAAGCCGGCUUUUAGCAUCAACCACCUGUCGGGGAAGGGCACGUCCUCUAGCACCAGCCAUGGUACCUCCUGCAGCCUGAGGAGUGCCACGGCAUUGAGGCCUCCGGUGCUGAAUGAGUCUCUGAUUCGUGAGCAGACCAAAGUAGACCACUUCUGGGGUCUUGAUGAUGACAGCGACCUUAAAGGUGGAAAUAAAGGCACCACUCAGGGGAAUGGUGACCUGGCAGGAGAGUUGGCCGCCAGCAACGGGUACACCUGUCGCGACUGCAGCAUGCUGUCAGCACGGACUGACGCACUUACAGCCCACUCUGCCAUCCAUGGGCCCACCUCAAGGGUUUACUCCAGAGACAGGAACCCAAAACCACGCGGUGUGGCUUUCUACGGGGAUAGGAUUUGGUGGCUGGCCAAGUCCACUUCAUCGUCCUUUUCAUCAUUCUUAGUUCAACUUUUUCAAGUGGUUUUAAUGAAGCUCAGUUAUGAAUCAGAAACUUACAAAUUGAAAAGCUAUGAGUCAAAAGAUUAUGAGUCAAAAAGCUAUACCAUAAAGAGCCAUGAAUCAAAAGCCCAUCUCGGUCACUGUGGGAGGAUGACUGCCGGAGAGCUUUCCAGAGUGGACGGGGAAUCCCUGUGCGAUGACUGUAAGGGGAAGAAGUACCUUGAGAUACACACAGCCACCCACUCGCAUCUGUCCCGGCCACACAGGGCAGCAGGGGCCGUGGGGCGCCUCUGCACCUACACAGGUGACCUCUUGGUUCGAGCGCUGCACAGGACUGGAGCUGCUGGGUGGCGUGUGGCCGAGGCGCUGUGGUCAGUGCUCUGGCUGGCCGUCACUGCUCCAGGAAAGGCAGCCUCUGGAUCCUUCUGGUGGCUAGGCAGUGGAUGGUACCAAUUUGUUACUUUGAUUUCUUGGCUGAAUGUGUUUCUCCUUACCAGGUGCCUUCGGAAUAUUUGCAAGUUUUUUGUCUUGCUCCUCCCAUUCCUACUUUUACUAGGUGCCAUUCUCUCCCUGUGGGGCCAGGGUGAUUUCCUUUCACUCCUGCCUGUCCUGAACUGGACUGCUGUGCACUCAGCAGAGAGGGUAGACGAUCCUGAGGGCGUGUUCCGAGCUGGCCCUUCUACCCCAAGCCCACCUCUGCAGAUUAACUAUGGGGCUUCCCAGUGGCUUCAGGAGAGUGGCAUGGGACAGCAGGUGGCCUCUUUGAGUGCACAGUGUCACAACCAUGGCGAGAAGCUCCAGGAACUGACAAUCCUGCUUCAGAAGUUGCAGAUACGGGUGGACCAGGUGGAUGAUGGCAGGGAAGGGCUGUCACUGUGGGUCAAGGAUGUGGUUGGACAGCACCUCCAGGACAUGGGCGCCACAGGGCCACCAGACGCUAAGACUGACAUCAUGACAUCCCACCGUGACCAUGAAGUACGGCUCUCGAACUUGGAAGAUAUUCUCAGAAAACUGAUGGAAAAGUCCGAGGCUAUUCAGAAGGAGCUGGAAGGAACCAAGUUGAAAGCAAGCAGCAUGGCUGAGGAGCACCCCCUCCUGGACCGUGUGCAGCACCUGGAGCUGGAGCUGAGCCUGCUGAAGUCGCAGCUGUCAGACUGGCAGCAUCUGAGAGCUACCUGUGAGCAGGCCCAUGAUCGCAUCCAAGAAACUGUGCGGCUCAUGUUCUCCGAGGAACAGCAGGGCGGCUCCCUUGAGUGGCUGCUCCAAAAGCUUUCGUCUUGGUUUGUGAGCAAGGCUGAGCUGCAGGUACUGCUGCGUGACCUUGAGCUGAGAGUGCUGCAGAACAUCACUCAUCACAUUGCAGUGACAGGCCUUCCGCCUACAUCUGAGGCCAUCAUGUCUGCUGUGAACGAGGCUGGGAUUUCAGGAAUCACAGAAGCGCAAGCACGCCUCAUCGUGGACAAUGCUCUGAAGCUGUACUCCCAAGACAAGACUGGAAUGGUGGAUUUUGCUUUGGAAUCCGGAGGUGGCAGCAUCCUGAGCACUCGCUGCUCUGAGACCUAUGAGACCAAGACGGCGCUGCUGAGCCUGUUUGGGAUCCCGCUUUGGUACUUCUCACAGUCACCCCGGGUGGUGAUCCAGCCUGAUAUCUACCCAGGAAACUGCUGGGCCUUCAAAGGCUCCCAGGGGUACCUGGUGGUACGGCUGUCCAUGAGGAUCUACCCAACCACGUUCACCAUGGAGCACAUUCCAAAGACACUGUCACCCACUGGUAACAUCUCCAGUGCCCCCCGGGACUUCGCAGUCUAUGGAUUGGACACUGAGUAUCAGGAAGAAGGGCAGCCUCUGGGACAGUUCACCUACGACCAGGAAGGGGACUCACUGCAGAUGUUCUACACACUGGAAAGACCUGACCGAGCCUUUCAGAUUGUGGAGCUCCGAAUCCUGUCCAACUGGGGCCAUCCCGAGUACACCUGCCUCUACCGGUUCAGAGUCCAUGGAGAGCCCAGCCAGUAGUGCACACCCAGCCUUGUACAUGUCUGUAUAUACCAGGAUGCCAGAUACUGGAACCCUUAGGGAGAGAGCACAAGAACACAGGAACCCGUGACCCCUCAAUAAAUGACACGGCCAAGGACCCAUGUUGAGUCCUCUGAAGCUGUGCGUGUGUGCUCAGAGCCCCACAGUGUGGCAGGGUCUGCAGCUCCAUUUGAAUAUAUGGUUCUCAAUCACUUCCUUUGUUGUGGGGGUUUGCUUAAGAACAUAAAGAAGCCAAACAGAUGGGCUGGCAGGAUCUUGGCUCUUGAUGCUUGGAGGCUGAACCCUGCCCUGCUUUGUCCUCUAUACAUCAGGACAAAAGUCUGUUCCAUUGCUAGACCACAUUUCUUUCAGGGAAAACCAUCGUCCCCUUUUCAGCCUGACUCCUUUAGGUCCCCAGGUGGGGCAGGGCUAGGUGUGUCCUGGGCUGUUACUUCUAGCUGGGACCUGCAGUACUGAUAACCCAUAGGACAUGGAGUGGGCUUUUGCCAAGGGAAGGAAUAACCUGAAAAGACGUGAUCCAGAAGGGCAGUUCGGGUCCAUGCACAUGUGAAUGGAACUCUCAGGUCUUGGGCUAGGCUGUUCCUCUUCGGAUUCACAGUAGGGACAGGAACCAAGAAAUAAAACCCCCAAUAUCCUCAAGCUGUGUUGGGCUCUGCUGAAGGAGGAACACUAAGGUGCCACACUGCAGGUGGUUCUGAUGAUGUCACUUGUUCUUUCCCAUAGCAUAUCUGCUCUUAGGUAUGCCUCUGUACCACACUGUUGGUCCGUCUCACCUAACUCAAUUUGGUUAUAAUUAAUAUUUAGACUAUUUUAUGAGCAGACUUUGUAACUGAUAUGUCUUCUGGGCACUUGAAAUGUUCAGAUGUUUUACCUAAAGAAUUGUUGUGUUUCAUUGGUUAAGACAGCCCUAGUGGAGCACAGGCUCGAUCUGUCCCGGGGCUUUGGGUUCUGAGGUUUUGUGCAUGUUGCACAGUCUUUGAGGGCAGUGGCUGGAAGCAGCAUGUUCCUACUCCCUGUUGGAGCCACUGCCUAGACAGGCAGGUUGGGUCACAUGCACACAUACUGCAGGUUACACACAGAAGUCAAAAUUUCCUAUAUUAAACUAAGUUUGGGAGUUGGGGUGGAGAUAUUUUGAGUAUUUAUUUUUAAAGAUGCAAGAUAGGACUUUGUGCAAUGUAUUUUUGUAAAUGUUUCUCAGAAUAUUUGUCUCUGGCAGUGCUUCUGCCUCCAAAUUAAGAUGCUGUUGGGAUGUGGACAUAAAAGUUUUAAUUUUUAAAAGUGCAUGUGACACCAAGUGAAUAAUAAAAGUGUAUUUCUUUUCUCA
This is a messenger RNA of Nannospalax galili (Upper Galilee mountains blind mole rat), 4258 nucleotides long. RefSeq names its product Sad1 and UNC84 domain containing 1 (gene Sun1). The record is from RefSeq and is a predicted model, not a curated record. NCBI's taxonomy places the organism in Eukaryota, Metazoa, Chordata, Mammalia, Rodentia, Spalacidae. Gene Ontology annotation, cellular component: meiotic nuclear membrane microtubule tethering complex; nuclear envelope. Gene Ontology annotation, biological process: nuclear envelope organization. Bases 169 to 2913 code for a protein of 914 amino acids. The transcript is spliced from 23 exons. Gene Ontology annotation, molecular function: protein-membrane adaptor activity.